Molecule: messenger RNA, 975 nt
Organism: Peronospora belbahrii
Lineage: Eukaryota; Oomycota; Peronosporomycetes; Peronosporales; Peronosporaceae
Source: the annotation of a GenBank genome assembly
AUGCUGUCGAACCGUUUCUCGAUCUUUUUAAGCCGCGUCGUUCGUCAGAACGUGCGCUCUGUCGGUCGUUGCAAGUUUCGUUCACAGCCACCGACGCUAUUAACAUCAUCUGUCAAUGCCCUUAGCUUGCAAAGUAUUGCAUCUCCAUUGCUGCACUUCAGUGCUGCGGCUGCCUAUAGUACAACAACCGGUGGUCGCGUCGUAGCUAUUGGUGACCGUGUGUCGCUGCACAUGGACGGCAAAUUGUCAGGUGGUGACUCGCUGCCUAAGACACAGGAAAAUGCUCCUUUGGUGUUCACUGUAGGCAGCGGCCAGAUCCUUCCUGGUGUCGAGAAAGCUGUGCAAGGUAUGGCAAAGGGCGAGUCCAAGACACUGACCAUUGAACCGGCGCAAGCUUUUGGUGCAGACAAUUACAUUCUCUCGGUGCCACUCAAGGAGAUGAAGUUACCGGAGAAAGAGAGGAAGAUGCUUGCUGUGGGUCAGAUACUCGAGCUUGCGGGUGGUGAACGCGCUCGCAUUGUAAAGUUCACGGAUGAUAUAGUGGACAUUGAUCUGGCUCAUCCCUAUGCUGGUCAGUCACUGACGGUGACGUUGAAAUUGGUGGAUCAUGAACUGCACGAGGAGCUGCACGAAGGUAAACGUCUUGUGCUGCCUGAGGUGAUCGAAGAUGGUGACAAGAAGACCUUCCCUCAGCGUGGAGAUACAAUGGUCAUGCACUAUACGGGCAAGCUCGCAAAGGAUGGCAAGGUCUUUGACUCUUCACGCGACCGCGGGCAGCCAUUCCAGUUCCAAAUCGGUGUGGGUCAGGUCAUUCGUGGUUGGGAUGAAGGCGUCAUGAGAAUGAGCAAGGGCAUGAAAGCUACGCUUCAUAUUCCAUCGGUUAAGGGCUACGGCAAGACUGGCGCUGGUAAUGUGAUUCCUCCUGAUGCUGACCUAAUUUUCGAGGUUGAGCUAUUGGACAUUGUACGCCGUUAG